Chelonus insularis is the source of this 880-nucleotide messenger RNA. RefSeq names its product alpha-ketoglutarate-dependent dioxygenase alkB homolog 7, mitochondrial. The record is from RefSeq and is a predicted model, not a curated record. Gene Ontology annotation, biological process: fatty acid metabolic process; DNA damage response. NCBI's taxonomy places the organism in Eukaryota, Metazoa, Arthropoda, Insecta, Hymenoptera, Braconidae. The transcript has 5 exons. Bases 148 to 843 code for a protein of 231 amino acids. Gene Ontology annotation, cellular component: mitochondrial matrix.
GAAUUUGACAGUUACAGAUGUCGUAAUAAUCACUGAUGGCGAAAAAUUUAACACAAAUUGAGCUAUUUUUAUUAUUGUUGCAAUUUUUGUAAUAAUUAUUAGAAUUCAAUUGAGCAACAAGCACUGACUUAACCUCAUUAAAUAAAAAUGACGACAAGCACUCUCCUAAGGAAACAGUGGAUUUUUAAUCAACUCAUACGACCUGCAAGAAGUCUAGCUUCAAACUUAGGUAACUCUAACAAAAGUAUCGAAAAUGUAGAAAAAAUUCAAAAUUGGAAAGAUGAACUUUUAACAACUAUGAGGGUUUUUCCAAAUUUUCUAAGUCAAGAGGAAGAAGAUUCGUUAUUUCGCGAAGUAGAACCAUACAUGAAAAGACUUCGAUAUGAAUUCUCUCAUUGGGAUGACGCGAUCCAUGGAUACCGUGAGACAGAAAAGGCGAAUUGGAAUAAAGAAAAUAUGAAAAUUCUUGAUAAAGUAAGAAAAAUAGCUUUUCCACCUGGUAUGCCUCAAUUAAAAUUCGUUCAUGUCUUAGACUUGGCCGCUGAAGGAAAAAUAAAACCUCAUGUUGAUAGUAUUCGAUUUUGUGGCGAUAUAAUUGCUGGAUUAAGUCUUCUUAGUGAUUCCGUUAUGAGAUUAACUUCAGUAGAGAAGGAAAGUGAUUGUCGUGAAGAUUUUUUUCUACCUAGAAGAUCGUUAUACAUAAUGAGUGGAGCGGCUCGACACAAGUACAAUCAUGAAAUCCUCGGUCCUGAUGAGUCCAUAUUUGAAGGUAAAAAAGUAGAGAAAACACGAAGAAUUUCAAUAAUUUGCAGAUGUGAACCUGAAUGCUCUCAAGAUCUAUGAGCUAAGUAUUUUUAAACAUUUUUGUUUGUAUAUAAAU